Drosophila yakuba is the source of this 1271-nucleotide messenger RNA. RefSeq lists its product as uncharacterized. The record is from RefSeq and is a predicted model, not a curated record. Bases 172 to 1089 code for a protein of 305 amino acids. Lineage: Eukaryota; Metazoa; Arthropoda; Insecta; Diptera; Drosophilidae. The transcript has a single exon.
CGUAAAGCUUUUCCGGGUCGUAGGCUCUCGUUCAAGCGAGUCCAGUCUAAAUGUAGAAAAUUUCCAACACAGCCAGAAAUUGAAAGCUGCUCAAUAAGUAACUGGGAACAAAUAUCCCCAGAGGGGACAGUAACCUAAUUAUUCUAAAACUCAAGAACCCAACAGAAGAGGAUGCACAAGCAACAUUUGCCCUUCAAUGGCGGCCCGGGAGGAUUCGGAGCCAGCGCCUUCAACUUCAAUGCCCCGCAGUUCGGCGAAGGCGCUGGUUUCGCCGAGGGUCUCAACGGGAUGCCGUUUCUGGGUAAGACGCCCACCAAACCGCUGAUGCGCUCCAUUAGCCGCAAGCGCUUGCUGGUCGAUGGGGCUGGUCUAGACUCGCUGCCGCCACCUCUUCCUGCGAUGUCCCAGCACAUCCUGAGUGGCGGCGGAGUGGGACGUGGCCAACGCUUCCCAGUACCGCCCAUCUCCACUUACUAUGGCCACUACGAGGGCGACCAUUCAACGUCAUCGAUGUCCAAGCUAAAGAACACCUCCGCACCGGAAAACUCGGAUGAGACUCAAUGGCAUGAGAAAAAUACACCGGCUCAAGCCACCGACUUGACUUCGGAAACCGACUCCGAGAGUGACCUAUGCAGCAAGCAGAACGGCUCAGAGUUGCCGGAAUCCCGCUGGCGGCGUGCCUUCGGCUACAUAAUGGACACUCAGCCGGAGCAGCGGCGCCAACGCCUGCAGGUGAUGAUCAAGCGCUGUGGACAGUCGGCCAUCGCCAAGCAUCUGCUGGUGCUGCUGCAACUGCUGGCCCUGGUGGCGGUUGUGGGUUUCCGCCAGGUCACCCGAUUCGGAUGGCUCUGCGGCGGCGUUCGCUAUCCCAUGGGUUGCGCCAAAUUCCAGUUGCGCAGCUACCUGCGCCAGAUGCUAUGGCGCCUGGCCAAUGCCAAGGGCAAUGACACCUUGCUCUUUCUCAUCGUGGUGCUGGUGACGCCCUGGCUAUUCCUCCUCAGCCUGGUGGGCUUCGCCAUAUCCUUCGUCUUUUCCAUGAGAACCGGCGUGGCGGAGGGAGUUCGUCAGCUGCGCCGACGCGCAUUUUAACCCAUUGGUGGGCAAGGAGCAGCGCCCAGAAGCUCAGCACCCCAAGCCAUCAGACAGACUUCACACAAGGACACUAGAGCAGCGCAUUCCACAAAAUCACACCUGACACAUCGCAAGAAGAAACCACCUGAACAUAAACUAUAUUUUGUGUUGCAGCAACAAAAUAAAAAAAAAGAAACGUA